Vicugna pacos (alpaca) is the source of this 863-nucleotide messenger RNA. The record is from RefSeq and is a predicted model, not a curated record. NCBI's taxonomy places the organism in Eukaryota, Metazoa, Chordata, Mammalia, Artiodactyla, Camelidae.
GCUGUCCCUGUCGCCCGGGACAGGGAGCUCUGGGAGACUCUAAUUAGUCACAUGGGGAGGGGCCGGGCGACCUCACGCUGGUCUGAACUCUGCGGCCAUUUAACCGGUUCCCUUUGCCGUGGAGGUUGCGCUGCCUCCCAAGUCCGGAAGCUGAUAAAGCCAACUCCUGCCUGAAAUUGAGGAUCCACGUCACCCAAGAAGAUGCGCGCGCUCAUUCCAGAGCCCCAGCUUGGAGACCUGAUUGAGAUUUUCCGCCCUUUCUACAGACACUGGGCCAUCUACGUUGGCAAUGGAUAUGUGGUCCACCUGGCCCCCCCAAGUGAAAUCCCGGGAGCUGGUGCGGCCAGCGUCAUGUCCGCGCUGACCGACAAGGCCAUAGUGAAGAAGGAACUGCUGUACGACGUGGCGGGGACAGACCGGUACCGGGUCAACAACAAGCACGAUGGCAGGUACCCGCCGCUGCCUCCCAGCAAGAUCGUCCAGCGGGCGGAGGAGCUGGUGGGGCAGGAGGUUCUCUACAAGCUGACCAGCGAGAACUGCGAGCACUUCGUGAACGAGCUGCGCUACGGCAUAGCCCGCAGCGACCAGGUCAGAGAUGCUGUCAUGAUGGCUGGCGUCGCAGGCGUGGGCCUGGCAGCCUUGGGCUUCAUUGGAGUCAUGCUCUCAAGAAACAAGCGACAAAAGCAAUGAGUUGAAGCGACUGUCUUGUCAGCAGUGAUUUUAUACAUUAAGAGGGUGUCUGGUUCUGCUGGAGGGUGUGAAGUUUGGUUUGUAGGUUUCAUUAUUUUGUAACAAGUCUUAUUUUCGUAGAAUAAAAUAAAGCCCAAUAAGGGAGGAUUUUAUUGGGGGAAAUGCAGCAAGAA